Molecule: messenger RNA, 722 nt
Organism: Acaulospora morrowiae
Lineage: Eukaryota; Fungi; Glomeromycota; Glomeromycetes; Diversisporales; Acaulosporaceae
Source: the annotation of a GenBank genome assembly
CUCAAGGAAUUCAGGAGUAUAAACAGAAUAAAUCAUCAGAAUUGAUAGAUACGGACAUUCAGUCGUUCUUGGAUCGCUUUUACAUGUCGCGUAUCGGUAUUCGCAUGCUUAUCGGUCAACAUGUCGCGUUGAACAGACUCCCUACACUAUCCGAUUAUGUGGGUAUCAUUUGCACUAAAACGAAUAUCUCCAAAACUGUUCUGGAAGCAGCCGAAAAUGCAAAAAACAUAUGUGAAGAUUAUUAUGGUCUUUUCCGCGCGCCCGAAAUUCAAUUAUACUGCCCCGAUGAAUUAAUUUUCACCUAUGUACCAUCGCAUCUAAGUCACAUGUUAUUUGAGUUAUUAAAGAAUAGCCUACGUGCGGUGGUUGAAUUCUUUGGCAACGAUGUCGAUGAAUACCCGCCAAUCAAGGUGAUCGUCGCGGAAGGAAAAGAGGACAUUACGGUGAAAAUAUCUGAUGAAGGAGGUGGCAUCCCACGAAGAAACAUUCCCUUGGUGUGGACGUACAUGUACACGACAGCCAAGGCGAGAAGGCUGGAUCCCGAAUUUGACCAAUCAGAUUUCAGAGCGCCCAUGGCCGGUUUUGGUUACGGGCUGCCAAUUAGUAGACUGUACGCAAGAUAUUUUGGCGGUGAUUUGAAAUUGAUUUCGAUGGAAGGAUUUGGGACAGAUGUAUACCUUCAUUUGAAUAGGAUUUCAAAUAGCGAUGAACCUCUUCAAUAA